This is a messenger RNA of Folsomia candida, 1578 nucleotides long. RefSeq lists its product as uncharacterized. The record is from RefSeq and is a predicted model, not a curated record. Gene Ontology annotation, molecular function: nucleic acid binding. Gene Ontology annotation, biological process: DNA integration. The transcript is spliced from 2 exons. NCBI's taxonomy places the organism in Eukaryota, Metazoa, Arthropoda, Collembola, Entomobryomorpha, Isotomidae. Bases 136 to 1248 code for a protein of 370 amino acids.
UACAUAAUUUCCUUGAUUAAUGAAUCCUUCUUAAUGGGUAAUUGUUAAUUUGGGUAGGAUGACAAUGUGACGGUUUAUUUGGAGAUUGGUGCCGGUAAUCUGAAUGAGACUUGGGGCGUUGAGGCGUGUCCAAUUAUGGUAACCGUGGAGUACAAUAAGGAUAGUUUUUCCGUUCGGUUGCCAAUAAUUGGUCAAUUUACGAAUACAAGUGGGAGUGAUCAUCCCCUUAGUCGUCCCCGCACCGGCGUGGAUUUGGCAGGACCACUAUUUUUGAAAAAUGGACAGAAAGUGUGGAUUUGUUUGUUUACUUGUGCAGUGUACCGCUGUGUACAUCUUGAGCUGGUCACUGCACUCAGUACGGAGGCGUUUUUAUUGGCAUUAGAGCGGUUCAUCUCAAGACGGGGUCGACCUACAACGCUCUACAGUGACAAUGGCACGAAUUUCGUGGGUGCCGCCAACCUGUUUAAAGGAAUGGAUUGGAAAAGGAUUGUGAAAGAAACCGGAAACAGAAGAAUCCAGUGGAAGUUCAACCCUCCCACGGCAAGCUGGUGGGGAGGGUGGUGGGAACGCCUAGUGAGAAAUGUGAAGGACUUGUUGAAGAGAAUGUUGGGGAGCCGUAGAUUGGACUAUGACCAGCUCCAAUCUUGUGUGUGUUCGGUGGAGGCGGUCGUCAAUGGAAGACCUCUGACCUAUGUCACAGAGAAUGGUGGUGACUUGGUGCCUCUCACUCCUGCAAUGUUCCUGCAAGAGAUUAAGAGCAGCGCCUUCCCAGAAGCAGAAUUAUUGUCAGGAGACGAAUUACGGAAGAAGUCGAGGGGAAUUGUCGUCCUGAGAGAGGAAUUGAGGUCGAGAUUCCGGAAAGAGUAUUUAUCUCUCCUUGUGCAAAAGUCAAGCGAGAGAAAGUUGGAAGAUUUGCGCGUUGGGGAUGUGGUCCUUGUGGGCGCUGAUGGGAAGAAGAGGCUGGACUGGCCUAUGGCGAAGAUUGUGGAGUUCCUGCCAGGAAAAGAUGGAAAAGUCAGGCUCGCGAGAGUGAAGACGUUGAACGAAAUCGGGAUUCGACCACUGCAGCGGCUUUACCCACUGGAAGUCUCAUCGGAAGUGGAAGCCGAGACUUUGAAACCGGAAGUGAUAGUGAGAGCAGUGCAAGAAGCUCUGAAGACGACGACAGAAUUGGAACCAGUCCAGAGAACGAGACAAGGACGAGAAGUAAAGAAGCCCGUGCGUUUUGGAAGUGUUUUAUUUAUGUAAAUAUUGAUGUAAUAUGUAUGUAUGUUCUUUUGUUUCCACAAAAGAGGUGGGAGAAUGUUAAAAGCUGUAUGUAUGAAUUUUUAUGUAAAAAGUUAAGGAGACAAAGUGUCUCAAAUUCCCAGAUUUGAAAGGAGCGGUGUGAUUGGAUUGGAGGUUAUUCUUUAUUCUUUUUAGUGUGUUAAGUAUAUGGAGAGCACGCCGUUCUUUUUACUUACCAAGCAGACACGCAGUAGUGAAGGUGUGGAAUUUUAAGUCGUGAAAGUAGUUAUUUUUGGGUUGACAAUUAGCCAGUAAAAUUGUUUAAUAAAGUAGUAGUUUGUUUGUUAUUUA